GCGCCGUGACAGAAGUGAAAACAGACAUCUACGUGACCAGCUUUGGGCCCGUGUCCGACGUGGAGAUGGAAUACACAAUGGAUGUCUUCUUUCGGCAGACGUGGACUGAUGAGAGGUUGAAGUUUAGUGGGCCAACUGAAAUUUUGAGGUUGAACAAUUUAAUGGUCAGUAAAAUUUGGACACCAGACACAUUUUUUAGAAAUGGAAAAAAAUCAAUUGCUCAUAAUAUGACAACUCCUAACAAACUUUUCAGAAUUAUGCAGAAUGGAACUAUUCUUUACACAAUGAGACUAACCAUUAAUGCUGAUUGUCCUAUGCGGUUGGUGAACUUCCCUAUGGAUGGACAUGCUUGUCCACUGAAGUUUGGAAGCUAUGCUUAUCCAAAAAGUGAAAUAAUCUAUACAUGGAAAAAAGGACCCCUGCAUUCAGUAGAAGUACCACAGGAGUCUUCCAGUCUCCUCCAGUACGACCUCAUAGGACAAACUGUAUCUAGUGAAACAAUCAAAUCUAACACAGGUGAAUAUGUAAUCAUGACAGUUUAUUUCCACUUGCAAAGGAAGAUGGGCUACUUCAUGAUACAGAUAUAUACUCCAUGCAUUAUGACAGUCAUUCUUUCUCAGGUGUCUUUCUGGAUUAAUAAGGAGUCUGUUCCAGCCAGGACCGUUUUUGGAAUCACUACAGUGCUCACAAUGACCACUUUAAGCAUCAGCGCACGCCACUCUUUGCCCAAGGUGUCCUACGCUACCGCCAUGGAUUGGUUCAUAGCUGUGUGCUUUGCCUUUGUCUUCUCUGCACUGAUUGAGUUUGCAGCUGUCAACUACUUCACCAAUCUCCAGACUCAGAGAGCGAUGAGGAAGGCAGCCAGGGCAGCAGCACUGGCAGCAGCACUAUCAGCAGCAACUGUACCGGCAGAGGACGAGAUUGUCUCGCAUACAGAUGUAGAAGAGCAGUUAAACCCCAUAACAUUGAAGUCCUGA
Molecule: messenger RNA, 977 nt
Organism: Mesitornis unicolor (brown roatelo)
Lineage: Eukaryota; Metazoa; Chordata; Aves; Mesitornithiformes; Mesitornithidae
Gene: GABRA6
Product: gamma-aminobutyric acid (GABA) A receptor, alpha 6
Exons: 7
Biological process (GO): regulation of postsynaptic membrane potential; gamma-aminobutyric acid signaling pathway; monoatomic ion transmembrane transport
Cellular component (GO): dendrite membrane; postsynapse; GABA-A receptor complex
Molecular function (GO): transmitter-gated monoatomic ion channel activity involved in regulation of postsynaptic membrane potential; GABA-gated chloride ion channel activity; GABA-A receptor activity
Source: RefSeq, a predicted model, not a curated record